Boleophthalmus pectinirostris (great blue-spotted mudskipper) is the source of this 2095-nucleotide messenger RNA. Its product is annotated as SAM domain-containing protein SAMSN-1-like. Gene Ontology annotation, molecular function: protein binding. The record is from RefSeq and is a predicted model, not a curated record. The transcript has 8 exons. Lineage: Eukaryota; Metazoa; Chordata; Actinopteri; Gobiiformes; Gobiidae. The coding region runs from base 176 to 1210 and encodes 344 amino acids.
CAUCCUGUUAGCACAAAGGAAGUCAAGCAACUAGAGCCCAGAACUCAGUCAAUUCACUGUCUACUGUAAUUAGGGCCAGAAGAGUUAAGCCAAGACAGUCUGAAGUAGUAGUAGCAGUAGUAGCUGUAAUAAUUAUAGCAGUACUCGUAGAAAUAGUUAUAGUAUAAUACAGAAAAUGUUGCAUAGGGCAGCAUCCAAUGUCUCAGAUAAGGCAAAGACCUGCAAACCCAAGCGCUCCACAAGCUUUGGUAGAUUUGACAGACACCAUUCACCGUCCAAAACAGAAGAAAAUGGACCAAAUGGGAUGAUAGAAGAGAAUGAAACUUCAGACUCAAAUAAAUCUGCUGGACUUGGGAAGAAAAUAAAAGUGAUUUCUCUGACCAUGCGCAAAAGGAUGGGCAAAAAACACAACAAGUCCCUCUCUGAAGAAACAGGGAAUGACACAGACAGAGAGGCAGAGGCAGAAAGUGGAGCUCCCAUUGAGAAAAACUCUGCUCGUUCCUUGGAGAGUCUCUACAGUGCACAGAGCUGCUCUAGUGGAGUGAGUGAGUCCGUGGCCUCUGCUCUGCGGGACAGUGUGAAGCUAGAGGAGGACGGUUCAUAUCAGGGACAGUUCUGUGGAAGAGCUCGUGUCCACACAGACUUUGUGCCCAGCCCCUACGACACAGACUCUCUGAAGUUGAAGGCUGGUGACAUUAUAAACAUCAUCAGUAAGCCUCCGAUGGGCAUUUGGACUGGCAUGCUCAACAACAAAGUGGGAAACUUCAAAUUCAUUUAUGUGGACAUGUUAGUGGAAAAAGAGGAAGAGAAGGAAGAGGAAGAACCUCCAGUGAUCCGACAGCAGAAACUGUGUAAAAGGCCACGUCCCAAAACUCUGCUGGAGUUACUGGAACGGCUCAAUCUGGAGGAGUAUGCCUCUGCCCUGCUGCUGAACGGAUACCAGACUGUGGAGGACUUGAGGCACCUUCAGGAGAAACAUUUGAUUGAACUCAACGUCAAAGACCCUGAGCACAGACUUAAGCUGCUGGCAGCUGCUGAUCUCCACUACACUGAAGAAGACGAUGUUGUGGACACAGAGGAGGAUAAAUCGACCCACAGCCUACAGGAAGAGGACAGCGACUGCCCCCGAGACUCAGGUUGCUUCAUCCCAUCUGAAUGCUCCGACACCAAAGACGAUACUGAAGGGCUCACGGAGGCAGUGAGCUCAUGAGGACUCAAAACUGAUUUGUUUACAAGGAAAACUGAAUACUUUGAAUACCACCGAAUAACAUGACAGAAGGAAGCAAGUGGCCCAAACCGCACACAAGAUUUGGUAGAACUGUCAUGUUUGUGAAUUUAAAAAAUGCUACUGAUUGGAAUCAAUUGUACAUUAUAAUUUUUUAUUUUACAUGUGUAUUUAUCUGUAUAAAUCCAUGUUUCUUAUAUAUUAUAUAUAAUUUAUCAUACUUACAUAACAUGUCGCCCAUUUAUCACUGAUUAUUUGUUAAUAUUUCUUUGUGAAUUUCCUUUUCGCUAACUAUCAUAUUAAUAUUGGGUGUAAAUAUCUUUAUAAAAAUACGAAUGUUAUUUUUUUUAAGUCUGUGAACCAGAUGUGUGUGUAUCAUUUUCUGUACAUUUUGUAAUUAACCUACAAAAUAAAAUAAAUUAUAAUGCAAUAAUUAUGUUUAUUGCUUCUGUGGGAAAUAUUAUGUGUUGGUCAUGCUAAUUCACCCAAUAUUAUGGACUUUGGAAUGACAACACGGUGGAAAACACGUAUGACUAUCUAUAGGUCUAUAUAACAUGUUUUUUCUGUACUUUGAGUGCCAUAAAGAACAUGUUUUUCUGUACUUUGAGUGCCACGAAGCAGAAAAACUGACAUAUGUGGACCCAGUGGCAUGUUCCCACCCAUGAUAAGGUGUACUGGGUCAGCAGUAUUGUUCAUUUUCUUGCUGUAUAUGCUAAAUCAACAAGUUAAUGUUUUGUCAAGAUGUAGUAUAAAGCUACCCCUGAUUUUGAGUUGGUCAGAGACGUCGUUCCGGGGUGGCAGUUGUACUUGGUAAUCAACUUGAAUCUCUCUCAAUGGAAAUGCUGAAAUAAAGUGGCCUGUUCUCUCGGA